UGCAUUAAAUUUUGUAGACAUUAAAUUCAGAUGCAAUACGUUUCUGGUUGUCUUAAGUAAAACUUUGUGUUUCGGAAAGCAAGCCUAUCAGUACUAGUUAAACUAUCGAAUACAACAGACGUGAAAAACGUGACCUGACUGACACAUUGGUUUCUGUUGCAAUUGCUUUUUUUGUGUAGCCUCAUCAUAAGAGAAAUGGAGCCAACAAUUUUGAAUAAUCCUUUGAUGUUUACUGAACAUUUACUAAGAAAUGAUGUACAUAAAACUGAUGACUUGAGUAACGAAACAAAAUCUUUGAAGAGAGUUGUGCAGAAAAAUAAUGAAGUUAGAGAUAAAACAGUCACAGAACGUGAUUUUCCAGCUGAUUUGCCUGGACCUGAGUAUAAAAUGGAGCUGGUAUGGCGUAACAUUAUAAUAUUCAUUCUUCUGCACAUUGGAGCUGUCUAUGGUUACUACACACCAAAGCGUUCUUGGAACACCAUAAUAUUUACUUUGCUAUACGGAUUCUCUGGUGGCUUUGGGAUAACAGCUGGUUCGCAUAGAUUAUUCGCUCAUAAAGCUUACAAAGCAAACAAAGCAUUAAAAGUUCUGUUGCUUUAUUUUCAAACCAUUGCUUUUCAAAACAGUGUUUACGAAUGGGCACGAGAUCAUCGUGUUCAUCACAAGUUCACUGACACGAACGCCGAUCCACACAACUCAAGACGAGGUUUCUUCUUUUCACAUAUCGGAUGGCUAUUGUGUAAGAAACAUCCUGAUGUAAAGAAAUUCGGAGCAAAGGUCGAUAUGAGCGAUUUGGAAGCUGAUCCUCUUAUUAUGUUUCAACAUAAACACUUUUUACGAUUAAUGGUAGUGAUCAGCAUAAUCAUUCCAACUUUAAUUCCCUGGCUCUGUUUUGGUGAAACUUUUCGUGCAUCUUUCUUUUUGGGUUCAGUAUAUCGUUAUAUUGUAUCACUUCAUAUAACAUGGCUCAUCAAUUCAGCAGCACAUAUGUAUGGAAUGAAGCCGUUCGAUAAAAACAUCAGUCCAGCUGAUAGCCGUUUGGUUGGGUUCCUUGCUUUUGGUGAAGGAUUCCAUAAUUUUCAUCACGUGUUUCCUUGGGAUUAUAAAACUUCGGAACUUGGCACAUACUAUUUUAAUUUUACUACCGGCUUUCUCGACUUUUUUGCCCGUAUUGGAUGGGCAACUGAACUGAAAACCGUUUCAGAUGAGUUAAUUCGUAAAAGAAUUCUAAGAACUGGAGACGGAAGUCAUAAAUACUCUAAAAUUAAAUCAAAUCAGGAAAGAAUGAUGGCUUAUAUUAAAGAUCGUACGACUGAUGAAAACGGGAAUCAUGUACACCAUGAAGAAGAUGCAAUAUGGGGAUGGGAUGACCAAGCUUUACCCGAAGAAGAUAAAAAAUAUAUAUCUCUUAGAAAAACCAUUGCUAUGUCGCCCAAUAAUUUUGUGGUAACAGAAACAGAAACAGAAACGGCAACUGAAAAGGUUGAUAGUGAUUUAAAAAAUCUUUCAAUUGUCUUCAAUAGAAAAUCCAAAAACGUAUUAAAUAAGAAGGAAAUGCCUAAGGAUAUAAAUGGAAACAUUUUAGGAGGAACAGAAAACAAAGUGUCGUCAGAAUAUAAAAUAGAACCAGCUUGGUUUAACAUUUUUGGAUUCAUAUACCUUCAUUUUACUCUUUGUACAGCACCUUUUCAUAUGGGAUUGAAUAAAACCUUUCUUUUUGCAUUAAUAAUUGGACUUGGAAGUGGAUUUGGAAUUACUGCUGGGGCACAUCGAUUAUGGGCACAUGGGGCUUAUAAAGCCAACAAAAAGUUGAAAGUAUUUCUGUUGAUAUUGCAGACACUUGCAUUCCAAAACAGUGUUAUCGAAUGGGUUCGUGAUCAUCGAGUUCAUCAUAAAUUUACUGACACAAAUGCUGAUCCACAUAAUGCAAGUCGGGGAUUCUUCUUUUCACAUAUGGGCUGGUUAAUGUGCAAAAAACAUCCGGACGUUAAAAAAUUUGGAGCGAAAGUAAACAUGACGGAUUUAACUUCAGAUCCAAUGCUCAGAUUUCAGCAUAAAUAUUUUCUUAUUCUGAUGCCAUUGAUAUGUUUUGUGUUACCAGCAACUAUACCGUGGUAUUUCUGGGGUGAGAAUUUCUACUCAGCAUACGUCGUUGCCGGUGUAUUACGUUACGUUGUUGUUUUGCACAUAACAUGGCUUAUUAAUUCGGCAGCGCAUAUGUUUGGUGACAAGCCUUAUGAUCGUUACAUUCGACCCGUUGAUACUUAUUGGGUGUCGUUUGUAGCAUUUGGAGAAGGUUUCCACAAUUAUCAUCAUGUAUUCCCAUGGGAUUACAAAACAUCUGAAUUUGGCCUGUAUUGGUGUAAUUUCACAAAUGGGUUUUUAGAUUUUUUCGCAUUGUUGGGUUGGGCUACUGAUUUGAAAACUGUGUCACAAGAAAUGAUUUAUAAGAGAGCUCUUAGAACUGGAGAUGGUUCUCAUCAUGAAGCAAAUGAACAUGCAGUACUGCUGGAAAGCAAUGUAAAUUCAAAAGAAUGUGAUCGAGACGUUGAACAUUUUUGGGGUUGGAAUGAUGAGCUUUUAACGGAGGAAGAUAAGAACGUUCGAUGCUGUCAUCUUCAGAACGAUUCGAUCUACACUGAAGCAAUUGUUCAGUGUUCGUCAAUUGUUAAGUGCGAACUAGAAAAAGUCUUAAAAAAACAUAAAAUUUGCACAUAUUACACCAGCAAAGGAAAUUUAAAAGAUUUGCUUGGAGGUUCAAAAGAUAAAAUUCCAAUGAAAGAGAAAUCAGGAAUAUAUGAAAUUUUAUGCGGAGACUGUCAGAGCAAAUACAUAGGAAAAACAUAUAGAAGGUUCAGUGAUAGAUUUGAUGAGCACGAUAGAGCAAUGAGACAAGGAGAAGGAUUUAAAUCUGCAAUGGCACAACACUGCAUUGACGAGAGACACAAAUUUGGAGGCGCAAAACUCAUCAAAGAAGUGAGAAAGCAAAAAAUUUGUCGUCAAGGAAUGGCACCAAAUCAAGUCGGAAUGGUUGAAAAAACAACAAAUAACGAGAGUGAAAACGGAAAUCUUCUGAAUAGGUCAAACAAAAUCAUAAAAGACCGACCAAAUGCUCUUCCCUAUGAUACAAAGCCUGGUGAAAAGCCAUACAAAUUAGAAAUCGUUUGGCGCAACGUCAUCGCUUUUAUCUAUUUACAUGGCGCAGCCGCUUACGCAGUAUAUGCGUUGCCUCUGAGAGCGUCAACAUGGUGGACCGCAUUUUUCUUUGCAAUCAUCGGAUCUUUCGGAAUAUCUUCUGGUGCACACCGUCUAUGGGCACACAAAUGUUACAAAGCAAAUCUGCCGAUGAAAAUUAUGCUUUUAUACUUUCAAACAAUUGCUUUCCAAAAUUGUGUCAUCGAAUGGGUUCGUGAUCAUCGAGUUCAUCAUAAAUAUAGUGACACAAAUGCUGAUCCACAUAAUGCAAGUCGGGGAUUCUUCUUUUCACAUAUGGGCUGGUUAAUGUGCAAAAAACAUCCGGACGUUAAGAAAUAUGGCGCAAAAGUUGAUAUGACAGAUUUAGAAUCUGAUCCAAUGCUCAGAUUCCAACAAAAGUAUUAUUUAAUCUUAAUGCCUAUCUGCAGCUUUGUUAUUCCGAUGAUGGUGAUGCAUUACUGUUUUGGAGAAGAGUGGAGACUAACAUAUUAUUGGAACUUAUUCCGUUAUGUAGUAACGCUUCACAUUACUUGGUCAAUUAAUUCAGUUUCUCAUAUAUGGGGAAGCAAACCAUUUGAGAAAGAUAUUGCACCUACCGACACAUACAUUAUUGGAUUUUUAGCGUUUGGAGAAGGUUGGCACAAUUAUCACCAUGUUUAUCCAUGGGAUUACAAAGUAUCAGAACUUCCUCGGUAUUGGUGCAACUUCUCCAUUGGAUUUCUUGAUUUCUUCGCAUGGCUUGGAUGGGCAACAGAUUUGAAGACAGUUUCUGAUGAAAUGAUACGUAAACGCGUUUUAAGAACUGGCGAUGGUAGUCACAGAUAUGCGAUAGAGGCCAAGACAGCCAAAGAAUUGGUUGAAACUUACAACAAUAAUAACAAUAACAAUGAUCCGCAUGAACAUGUGGAUACAUUAUGGGGUUGGGGUGAUGACGACAUGGAUUCAGACGAAAAGAAAGACGUCAAGAUAUUGCAUCCAAAAUACGGCUUAUAAAACCUAAUUAAGUAUACAUAAAUUAUAUAUUCAACUUAAGUUAUAAUUUGAGGAAAUUCAAUCAUUUAGAAACUUUUCACAAACUUCCGUGUUUCUUUUUAUUUAAAGUCACAAAGAUGUCUCCUAUUGUAAAAGCUUGUACAGUGAACUCUCUAUUGUUAGUUUACUUAAGUGAUUAAUUUUAAUGAGUUCAAUAUAAAUUGAAUUAAUAAUAGUUAAGUUCAUGUGCACUGGAUGGAAGACUUUCAUUCAAAAUUGAUGUUUUCUGAUCGCGUCAGUAAUUUCUUUAGUGAGAAAAAUUCUCUACUGUAUUGAGGAUGAAAUAAAAACUAACAUUCAAAAAUCUAAAACGAGUUUUAUAAAACCUUCUAAUUUAUAUACGAAAGCAAAAUAUUGAUAGUCUAGUGAUGUCUCUGAUGGCUCAACAUUUUAUUUGAUUUUUGAAAAUGUGAAACGAUAGCAACGACAUUUUAUACUUACUAAUGAGAUCUUCUUCUUGUCCAUGUCUCUGAUUUUACUUAUCUCAUUUACUUACUCUAUGUCUCAGGAAGUUAUCUAAGUAAAAAGAUGAAUGAAUGAUUAACAAGAUAUUUUUCUUUUAUUCUUCAAAACUAAAUGUCAACCUA
Clunio marinus is the source of this 4814-nucleotide messenger RNA. The record is from the annotation of a GenBank genome assembly. Lineage: Eukaryota; Metazoa; Arthropoda; Insecta; Diptera; Chironomidae.